Messenger RNA from Arabidopsis arenosa, 1015 nucleotides. The record is from the annotation of a GenBank genome assembly. NCBI's taxonomy places the organism in Eukaryota, Viridiplantae, Streptophyta, Magnoliopsida, Brassicales, Brassicaceae.
ACUCCGAUCUCUCUAAUCUUCAAUGGCUUCCAUUGCUGCUUCUUCUUCUACUUCUCUGCUAGCUCGUCCUCGCCAACUGGCGAUUGCGGCUAAUCAAGUUAAAUGCUUUAGCUAUGGAAGAAGAACCAAUCUUUCUUUUAAUCUCCGCCAGCUUCCUACCCGCUUGAGUGUUUCCUGCGCUGCAAAACCUGAGACAGUGGAGAAGGUGUGUGCAGUUGUCAGAAAGCAACUCUCACUUAAAGAGGAAGACGAAGUUACCGCUGCCACCAAAUUUCUUGCACUUGGUGCUGAUUCUCUUGACACGGUGGAGAUUGUGAUGGGACUAGAGGAAGAGUUUGGGAUUGAAAUGGCGGAGGAGAAAGCACAGUCAAUCGCAACAGUUGAGCAAGCAGCUGAGCUCAUUGAGGAGCUCUUGUUGGAAAAGGCCAAAGUGGAAAAUUCUCUGGUUCAGAAAUAUUGCAAUCAAAGUUCACAGUACGGAGAACGAUAUUUCUAUAAGUUUUGCAUUGCGUCUCUCGAAGAGAAUGUGGAAAGUCAGAAAGCAAGAAAUACCGAUGAUUUAACAUUGAUAGGAACGAAUAACGCUUUAUCAAACCUAACAAAUGUGAAAAGAAUUGUGGAGAAGAUUCUAAACGAGAGGAAAUAUAAGAGCAUGCUGAGUAAGAAGUUGUUGCAAAAUUGCCUUAAGCUUUACUCUGAAGGCUAUGACGCGUUAACCUCAGCUUUGAAGUACAUCAAAGUGCACGAUUUGCUUAAACUUUCGUUUCGUUUGAAGAAAGCAAAAGAAGCACCAAGCAUUUGCGAAAUGGGAUUCAACGGCGACAACCAACAAAUAUCUCCAGUGAAGAAAGAAAACGAUAUUCUCUUCGACGUGAUCAACAUUCCUUACAUGUUUAAUUUUAAUAGACAUCGUUAGAUUAGCGCCUAAAAAAGAAUAGGAGGCAUGCAUGAUUUAUAUUUUAAUUAAAAAUAUGAAAGACAAGAUUAAAUCUGUUAAUCAAAAUGGUGUUAAUUU